Molecule: messenger RNA, 6472 nt
Organism: Dama dama (fallow deer)
Lineage: Eukaryota; Metazoa; Chordata; Mammalia; Artiodactyla; Cervidae
Gene: COBL
Product: cordon-bleu WH2 repeat protein
Exons: 14
Coding region: 622-4671 (1349 amino acids)
Biological process (GO): actin filament polymerization; actin filament network formation
Cellular component (GO): ruffle; plasma membrane; terminal web
Molecular function (GO): actin monomer binding
Source: RefSeq, a predicted model, not a curated record
CUGGAGGGCUUGCCUGGGGAGGUGGCAUCUGAGCGCGGACCACAGGUUGGAACUGGAAAUGACACCGCAGAGCAUCUUAGGCAGAUGCCCGAGGUGCGCAGAAUGGGAAGGCAGAGCUGCAGCGUGCUGGGCUGUGGGGCUGUGCGCUCCGGGUGGGCGCCCAGGUCUGAGUACCUAAGGCCUUUCAAGUCCCAGCAGGGAUUUCCCAUUCUGUAUCUGGACUGGUCUCUCCUCUUCCUUAAGGGAAAAGCUGGAGGGCAGCUGGAGGAAGGCUCAGGCAGGCCUCUGGAUUCCUCAUCCCAGUUUUAGACUCAAAGGAACGCCUCCUCUAACACCCAUCACUGCAGGCUCACUUACUCAUAUUUUAUUCUAGUCCUUGGAACCCCACGAAAGAGUCAUUUUUGUAAAUCAGACUUUUGCACUAGCCCAGAUCCCUUUUGUGGCUUCGGGACGGGUCAGAAGGAGUGUGGGGUGAAGCUCGGAAGAUGUGGGGUCUCUGGCUGGCUUGCUCUGGGCCCCACGUGGGCUGCCUGUGCUGGCGUUUCUGCCUGUGGCCCCUAGAAUCCAUCACCGGGCAGCGCGACCGCAGCGCCCCUCGACCAACCGGGCAAACUCGAGCGUAUGUCCACCCGAGCUCUCAGGAGCAAGGCUGGGCCAGCUCCAGGCCCACAACUUCCAAUACCUGACCGGGUGGAGCCCGAACUUGCCUUUCUAACAGGUUCCCAGGUGUGGCAGGUCAGGAACGCACGUAGAGACCCACCGCACCAGAGCCGCUGCCCGGAAGGAGAUCCUGGGUUCCAGGGCGGCGAGGCUGACACCGCUCACUCCUGGUGCUCCGACCUCUGUCCUCCCGUCGGUCCUCCCACCGAGGCUGCCAGGAGGAAGAUGAAGGCUCGCGCUCCCCCGCCUCCUGGGAAGCCUGCCACCCCCAACUUGCACAGCGGACAGAGAUCUCCUCGCAGAGCAUCCCCCGGGCCCCCACAGAACCAGCUCAGCAGGAAGCACUCGCUGGACGGCGGGGUGGUGGCCAUGACCGUCGUGCUGCCCAGCGGGCUGGAGAAGAGAAGUGUGGUCAACGGGAGCCAUGCAAUGAUGGAUCUACUGGUUGAACUUUGCCUUCAGAACCACCUGAAUCCUUCCAACCAUGCCCUGGAGAUCCGGUCUUCAGAAACCCAACAGCCUUUGAAUUUUAAGCCAAAUACUUUAGUUGGGACCUUGAAUGUGCACACCGUAUUUCUGAAAGAAAAAGUUCCUGAAGCGAAGGUUAAGCCUGUUCCCCCUAAGGUGCCUGAGAAAACGGUGCGUCUAGUGGUGAAUUACCUGCGCACGCAGAAGGCGGUGGUGCGCGUGAGCCCCGACGUGCCCCUGCAGAGCCUCCUCCCGGUCAUCUGCGCCAAGUGUGAGGUCAGCCCAGAGCACGUGGUGCUCCUCAGGGACAGCGUGGCCGGUGAGGAACUGGAGCUCUCCAAGUCCCUGAGCGAGCUGGGGAUACAGGAGCUGUACGCCUGGGACAACAAGCGAGAAACCUUUAGAAAAUCUUCACUCAGCAACGAUGAGACAGACAAAGAGAAGAAAAAAUUUCUGGGAUUUUUCAAAGUUAAUAAAAGAAGCAAUAGUAAGGCCGAGCAGUUCGGGCAGCCUGGGGUGGACAGCCAUGAGGAUGCCUCCACGUCCACACUGGGGAGGAGUUCAAAUGGCUGCUUGACGACCCCGAACUCCCCGUGUGUGAAUCCACGUUCUGUUAUCCUGGGUCCAUCCCUCUCUCUUGGCAACAUCUCAGGGGUGUCGGUCAAGUCGGACCUGAAGAAGCGCCGGGCACCCCCUCCUCCAACACUGCCCCGCACAGGGCCACCUGUGCAAGACAAGACAUCAGAAAAGAUGUCUCUGGGGUCGCAGAUGGACUUACAGAAGAAGAAGAGGCGGGCGCCAGCUCCCCCUCCACCGCAGCCCCCACCACCCAGCCCGCUGGUGCCGCCCCGCACGGAGGGCAAGGAGGAGGGCAGAAAGGGCAGGACGGUGAGCCUGUCCACGGGGCCCGGCGAUCCCUGCAGCAUGGACGACGCCCCCCCAGUGCCCCCGGAGGCCGAGGAGACCGUGUCUCUCGGCAGCUGCUUCGCCUCGGAGGACACCACAGAGGACUCAGGGGUGAUGAGCUCCCCCUCGGACAUCGUGUCCCUGGAUUCCCAGCAUGACAGCACGAAAUCCAAGGACAAGUGGGGCACAGACCAGGAGGACUGCAGUGACCAGGAGCUGGCUGGGACUCCAGAGCCAGGCCCCCCGAAGAGCCCCGUGUGGGGCAGGAGCAGCUCCGAGAAGCGGCGUCUGAGAAACGGAAAAGCUGCUCCAGCCUCACAUGAGGAUGAGGAAAUAUUCAUGACUGGACAGUUCCAGAAAACCCUUGCAGAGCUGGACGAAGACCUGGAAGAAAUGGAAGAAAGCUACGAAGCUGACACAAGCUCGCUCGGCAACUCUGUACACGGCAUGUCCAUCCCCCAUGGUGACUCUGAGGCAAUCCCGGUGACGUUCAUAGGGGAAGUUCUCGAUGACCCCGUGGACUCAGGCGUGUUUUCCAAUAGAAACAACAAUGCUGGCUCCUUCGACUUGGGGAGCACGGCCGACAGUAAGGCUCAGCCACCACCCUGCCAGGCCGAGUGCCCCCAGCAGCACAGGCAGAGGUGGGCAGCAGGGCCCAGCUCACCACCUCCUUCCCAGGAGCCUGAGAGAGAAGGCUCAGCCUUGACCAACACCUGGAAGGAGGUGGAUCCCAGUAAGAUGGAGCCCAAGGCGAGUUCUGCUUCAGCGCUUCACACUCACCACUUGAAUGGGAAGGAGGAAGGCAGGGUGCCUGGCCCUGCUCACAGCGGGAAGACCCCAGCCCCCGGGAGGGUGAUCCCGCAGCUGGGGAAGGAAAAGGCAAGUGAUGGUAAAAGUAAUAUCUCAACACUACCGCCAUGGCAUCAACGAGGCCAACUCCCAGCGGGGAGUUAUGGCCUUAAAUAUGGACUCACAACUUAUAAAAUUGUCCCUCCGAAGUCAGAGAUGAAAUGCUACGACCGGGGGGCAUCCCUCUCCAUGGGUGCCAUUAAGAUUGAUGAACUGGGGAACCUGGUGAGCCCCCACGCGCAUGCCGGCAGGACUGUAGUUCCCUCAUCGCCCACUCUGGAGGCAGAAACCCCACCCAUUGGAAAAGUCAAAGAAUUCUGGAGAUCCAAUUCUAUAGAGAAGCACUCUGGCCGGCCCACGGAGGGGCCCAGGAGGACCCCCACCCCCACCACCCCCACAAAUCCGCAACCUCAGGAAAGCAGACUGAGAGGCGGGCCCACCUCCCCAGACCCCCAGGUAACAUUGCCCGGGCCCCAGUCCCCCCGCUCAGAAGACGGGAGAGCUCUGGGGGAGGGGAGAAGCCGGCCACCCCCGGCAGCUGCUCGUCCCCUCCAAGUGCCAGCAGGUAGCACCGCGGAAGUCCCAUUUCUCAAACCUCAGAGGAGAACGUCCAGUCAGUACAUGGCCUCUGCUAUUGCCAAGCGGAUAGGGGCCCCGAAAGCCCACAGUGACUUGGGGAGGGGACAGGAUAACCCCCAGAGGACAUGUGAAGGCACAGCACCAGAGCCGGCGAUAGCGCCUCCUGUGGUGAAGGACGGUACCACCCCCAGCCCAAACCCAGGCACGGGCAUUCGUCGUGAGGGGCAGGAAUCCACGGCAGGACCCCCUCCUGGAUGGCAGGUCAGCAGUCCUUACGGGAAGCUGUCUGCUCAAGACUACCCUCCUGGCAUCCACGGAAAUCCCCGGGGGUCACUAGUCAGAGCUGCCCAAAGGGACCAGGCUCCUGUGGGGCAGAGCUGUGGUCUCAGUGGGGAGCGGAGCACAAGGACCCACAGCACCGACUCUGCAUCCGACCCCCAGUGCAAGUCUGACGGCUUGAGCCCCUCACACCCUCGCUCAGGAGGUGAUCAGACUUCCGGCAGCACCCUGGUGAACGGCUCCCGGUGGGCCCCCACCCACAGCGAGCCUCCUUGCUCUCCAAGAGUGUCAGAUACAAACGGCCGGGCUGGACAGGAGCCUCCACCACGGGAGGAAAAGCCCAGUUUGUUAAGCACAGGUGUACUUGAAGCUGAUGGUACUCUGCCAGCCAGCAUCUUCGGGCCAAAGAAGAAAUUCAGGCCUGUGGUCCAGAGGCCAGCUCCGAAAGACACAUCCCUGCACAGCGCCUUGAUGGAGGCCAUCCACUCGGCGGGAGGCAAGGACAGGCUCCGCAAGACUCCAGAACCCAGCUCAAAGGGAGGGCCAAAGAAACCGUCCUACACUGAGGCGGACUGUGAGCGUUCAGCCCUCCUGGCGGCCAUACGCGGCCACAGCGGGACCUGCAGCCUGAGGAAGGUCACGUCCUCUGCCUCUGAGGAGCUCCAGAGCCUCCGCGAUGCCGCGCUGUCUGCACAGGGGCCGGACUCCUCGCGGGUGGCAGACCUUGGGGUCCAGUCCCAGCUGCCGCCGCCCCCACCCGCUCCGGCUGCCCCGGCGCCCACCUCAUCCUGGUCAGCAUCGAGGUCUAGCGCGGGGCCGGUCAGCAAGCCGGUGGACGCCAGACAGGCCUUGAUGGAUGCCAUCCGCUCCGGCACCGGAGCCGCAAGGCUGAGGAAGAACUACCAUAUGAUUCAGCAUCCCCACUCCUGAGCAUGUAUCUGGAAAAGACAAAAACUCUAAUUCAAAAAGAUAUGUGCACCCAAAUGUUCAGAGCAGCACUAUUUACAAUUACCAAGACUUGGAAGCAACUUAAGAUCAACAGAUGGAUGGAUAAAGAAAAUGUGGUACAUAUAACACUGGAAUACUACUCAGCUAUAGAAAAGAAUGAAACAAUGCCAACUGCACAACAUGAAUGGGAUCUUCACUUAUCAUACUAAGUAAUUCAGAUAAAGAAAGACAAAUAUUGUAUGGAUAUCACAUAUGCCAAAUCUAAAAAAAAAAAAAAAGGACACAAGUGAACUUAUUUACAAAACAUAAACAGAUACACAGACAUAGAAAACAAACAUGGUUCCAAAGGGGAAAGUGGGGGCUGGGAGUUUGAGACCCACGUAUACACACUGCUGUGUGUAAAAUAGGCGAUCAACAAGGGCUCAGUGCAGAGCACACGGAGCGGAGCAUAGAGUCAAAAACAAUCCGAGAAAGCAGCCGUGGUGGGAGGCCCUGCUGACUCAGCGGUAAAGAGUCCACCCACAAUGCAGGAGAUGCGGGUUCGAUCCCUGGGUCGGGAAGAUGCCCUGGAGGACGGCAUGGCAGCACACUCCAGUGUUCUUGCCUGGAGAAUCCCACGGACACAGGAGCCUGGCGGGCUACAGUCCACGGGUCUCAAAGAGUUGGAUACGACUGAAGUACCUGAGAAAGCACUCACACACUCACACACACUCACACUUACACUCACACACUCACACGCAUGCUCACACACUCACACACACACACACACGCUCGUAUACACUCACACUCACACACUCACACUCUUAGACACACACACGCUCACACUCACACACAUACACACACUCACACGCUCACACACACACACUCACACACGCUCACACACACACUUACACACACACUCACACACUCACACUCAUGCACGCUUACACACUCGCACACUCACACACACACACACACAUGCUCGUAUACACACACACACUCUUAGACACACACACGCUCACACACACAUACACACACACAGAAACACACACACUCACACACAUUCACACUCACACACACACACGCUCACACACACACACACUCUUACACACAUUCACACACGCUCACACUUACACACUCUCACACUCACACACUCUUACACACACAUUCACACUCACACAUACAUGCUCACACACACACUCACACUCUCACACACUCACACACACACACACUCACACACACACAUUCCUGAGUCGCUUUGUCGCACACCUGAAGCUAACACAAUACUGUAAAUCAGCUACAGUUCAAAGAAAGAAACUGCCAGCGGUUCCCAGAAAAUCCAAAGCAACACAGCCAGUUAUCAACCUUGAUGGUUCAGCUGGUCCCUGGGAACAAGUUUGAGUUUAUAAAAACAUUGUUUUCAGAGUGAGAUCCACAAGACAUCUGCAUCCUGUGGUUGUAGAUUUUUCAGAGGUUUGAGCCUACAAAUCUGCAAUUUUACCAAAUCACUUUCCAUUGAGGUUUGAGAUCGUUAUCUGUAUCAUUUGAGCUUUUGAUACAGUUUGAAUAAUGCUGAAUAUGAAGGCUGUACUCAUUUCUCCUAUACUCAUAUUCUCAUUGACUGACUUUGGAUGGUUUCAGAUAGUUACUCCUCUCCCCCCAUCUGGCAGGAGUCCUAAGAAAUAGGACCGAGAGAAAUCUUGCCACCCAUGCCACCUUGAGCCUCAGGCUUUCUGUCUCUUAGAGUGUGCACAAGGGCCUUCCAGAAAGGAAGGAAAAAAAAAAAAAAGCAGAGGAAGCUAUU